GGCGCUACAGUUCAUCCUGAGGGGGGACAUGAAGGUCUGAAGCACAUUUAAUCACUAUCCAUCCAACAGAGAGCCCUACAGUCAGACAUCAACACCACCUGCAGAGAAUAAACCCUGUUAUUCAGGUCAGACGAUGCAGGAGCUUCAGUGUAGUGGCUCUGACAGCCUGAUGGUGGCACUGCUGAGUCUGCAGACGAGGAUGAUCUCUGGCUCCUGAACUGCUUACCUUAAUCCCAUUAGCUCAGACACUCAGAUUACAGAUUACUGUCUGUCCACAGGGGGCGGGCCUCCAUUGACCCCGCCCCCUGACCUCAGACUGUGUGUGUGUGUGUGAUUAAAGUGGAUUUAGACGUUGACUGGCAGCAGAUGAAGAUGGACGGCAGCUCUGAGAGACGGUGAAUCUUCUCUCUGACGACCUGGAGUCUGCCAGUGACAUUAUCAGCAGGUGACUCCCUUCCCAUGGUGCCCUGCAGCCUCCGGGGUCGCCAUGGGAGACGAGUCUUACCCAGAAUGCCGAGCUCAGGAGCUGUUUGACGAGUUUGUGUCGGCGUCGACCUGCAGGGCGACGCUGAGGUCCUUCAGCCAGCUGUGUGACCAUCUGCAGCUGGACCAGAGCGCCGCCGAGAGGCCUCUGUACCGGACCAUCAAGUGCCGCCUCAACUACUGGAGGGCCAACGCUCUGUGGGCCAAACUGGACCGAAGGGCCGGCCAGCAGGAGUACCAGAGGGCCCGGGUCUGCAGCAACACCACCUGCGUGAUUAUCGGGGCGGGGCCCUGUGGUUUGAGGACGGCGGUGGAGCUGAGCUUCAUGGGAGCUCGGGUGGUGCUGCUGGAGAAGAGAGACUCCUUCUCCAGGAACAACGUGCUCCACCUGUGGCCCUUCACCAUCCACGACCUGCGGGGCCUCGGGGCCAAAAAGUUCUACGGGAAGUUCUGUGCCGGCUCCAUCGACCACAUCAGUAUCCGUCAGCUGCAGCUGGUCCUCUUGAAGGUCGCCUUACUGCUAGGGGUCCAAGUCCACGUCAACGUGGAGUUUAAGAACCUGGUGGAGCCGCCGGAGGAUCAGCACAGGCACAAGGUGGGCUGGAGGAUGGAGGUGAGUCCAAAGUCUCAUCCUCUCAAUCAGCUGGAGUUUGAUGUCAUCAUUGGAGCAGACGGACGCAGGAACACACUACCAGGUUUCAGGCGUAAAGAAUUCAGAGGGAAGCUGGCCAUCGCCAUCACAGCCAACUUUAAAAACAGAAACACCACCGCUGAGGCCAAAGUGGAGGAGAUCAGCGGGGUGGCUUUCAUCUUCAACCAGAGGUUCUUUCAGGAACUACGGCAGGAAACUGGGAUCGAUCUGGAGAACAUUGUGUACUACAAAGAUGACACUCACUACUUUGUAAUGACGGCAAAGAAACAGAGUCUGUUGGAGAAGGGGGUCAUCAUCCAGGAUUUUGCAGACACCGCGCAGCUCCUCUCUCGUGGGAACGUAGAUCAGAAUGCGUUGCAAGCAUAUGCCCGCGAGGCAGCCAACUUCUCCACCAAUCACCAGCUGCCAUCGCUGGACUUCGCCAUAAAUCACUACGGUCAGCCGGACGUCGCCAUGUUCGAUUUCACCUGCAUGUACGCAUCAGAGAACGCCGCAAUGGUUCGUCAGCGACACGGACACCAGCUGCUGGUCACACUUGUGGGGGACAGUCUGCUGGAGCCCUUCUGGCCGAUGGGGACAGGAAUAGCUCGAGGGUUUCUGGCAGCUCUGGAUUCAGCCUGGAUGAUACGAAGUUGGGCCCAAGGCGGAGCUCCUCUGGACAUCCUGGCAGACAGAGAGAGUGUGUACCGUCUCCUCGCUCAGACGACUCCAGAAAACCUGCAGAAGAACUUCAGUCUGUUUACAGUCGAUCCAGCGACCAGAUACCUGAACAUCAACCGUUUGCUCACAACACCUGCUCAGGUGAGACAUCUGGUGGACACUGGAGAAGAGGCGGGGCUAAACACAGACUGUGGUGACAUCACCCGUGUGCCGUCACCCAGAUUCCCCAGACAGAGUUCUUUCUCUCAGUCCAAUAAGCUGCUGAGUUGGUGUCAGGAGCAGACUCGUGGUUAUCGCGGUGUUGACGUUAGAGACCUGACUACUUCCUGGAAGAGUGGCCUCGCUCUCUGUGCCCUGAUUCAUCGAUAUCGACCUGAUCUGAUUGACUUUGAGUCUCUGGAUGAGUCGUCGGUGGAAGAAAACACUCGUCUGGGCUUCGACGUGGCUGAACGGGAGUUUGGGAUUUCUCCUCUGAUGACGGUGGAAGAAAUGUCGUCUGUAGGAGAACCGGACUCUCUGUCUGUGGUGAUGUACCUGAGUCAGUUCUACCAGCUGCUCAAAGACACACCGCCCCCUGCUGUUUCAGGUUGUCUGAGUCAGAGUUCUGACCUGAGAUCAGCUCUCAUCACUCCGGCCUCCCUCCUCAGCAGACUGGGACUCAGCCCAUCCAGAAAGAGGAACCCAAAGGAGCAGAAAGACGCUCGGGGUAAAAGGAGGAAGACCAGCGGGCCGUGUCGAGAGCAGCAGGAGUCAUGUGACCGCAACGGGGAUGUCGACCGCCAGGAGUAUGAAGAGGCGUUUGUGGGCGGGUCCAGUCGCUCCAGAGUGCGUCUGAUGGCCAAUCAGCUGCAGGCGAAGCUGGACGAGAGCUCUACUUCCUGCAGGAGUUCUUCUUCUGCUGCUGCAGCUUUACGCCGCCAGAGGAAACGAACUCUUCAGCAGGAACAGAUGAGUUUUCGGUUCAAAGAGAAGAUCAAGUCUCAGUCUGCUCUCAGUGAGGAGGAGCAGGUACAGAGCUGCAGUGCAUGCUGUGUAUCCGUGGUGGUGUUAGUGUAGAGUUCUGUUUGUGUUGUUGUUGUCCAUCGUGUCCUCAGGCUGAAGCAGAGUGGCAGCAGUUGUCUUGACCUUGAUUCAGGACUGGAAGCUGCAGCAGCUCUGCAGGCUGCAACCAUGUGAUGCGUCUGCAGAUCAAUACCAGAGUGUCCUCACAUGAAUACUUUCUAUUGAAGAGAGAAGAGCUGACUUCAGAUCAGCCUGCAGCUCUAACCCCCAUCUGCUGACUCCACUGAACUUUACCAUCCUCCUUUAUUAAUACUUUAUUAAACUAAGAGCGUCUAACGGCUGCAGGUCUGCGUCACAGCGGCCUGAAGGCUCCUGACAGCACCGAUGCAGCGUGUUUUACUUUGUUCUGAGAGAGUUUGAAUUCUGCUUUCUCAGAUAAUCCCUGUAUUAAUAUUUGUAUUGUGUAAUUAUUACACAAUACAAAUAUUAUUAAAUUAUUAUUGUAA
This is a messenger RNA of Micropterus salmoides (largemouth bass), 3303 nucleotides long. Its product is annotated as protein-methionine sulfoxide oxidase mical3b-like. The record is from RefSeq and is a predicted model, not a curated record. Gene Ontology annotation, molecular function: protein binding; FAD binding. The transcript has 17 exons. NCBI's taxonomy places the organism in Eukaryota, Metazoa, Chordata, Actinopteri, Centrarchiformes, Centrarchidae. The coding region runs from base 488 to 2851 and encodes 787 amino acids.